Daucus carota subsp. sativus is the source of this 1757-nucleotide messenger RNA. Its product is annotated as 7-deoxyloganetin glucosyltransferase-like. Bases 169 to 1635 code for a protein of 488 amino acids. The transcript is spliced from 2 exons. The record is from RefSeq and is a predicted model, not a curated record. Gene Ontology annotation, molecular function: quercetin 7-O-glucosyltransferase activity; quercetin 3-O-glucosyltransferase activity. Lineage: Eukaryota; Viridiplantae; Streptophyta; Magnoliopsida; Apiales; Apiaceae.
CUGCAAUAUUAAUAAAUUGGUACAUUAUCGCAUAUUUUUUUAAAUGAGAUUGAAAUAAUAAAACUAAUCAAAGCAUGCAGGCUGCACCAUAUUCUGGCCUAUUCAGCCAACUCUAAAAGCAUCAGCUAUAAAAGGGUCCUUGCUGGUUGCUUUUAUGAACAUAAAAACAUGACAGAAGUAAUGGCUUCAGUAGAAAGAGUAGCAGAGAAGCAGGCUCAUGUAGUGUGCAUUCCUACCCCUGUUCAAAGCCAUAUGAAGGCAAUGCUGAAAAUGGCAAAGCUCCUUCACAGCAAAGGCUGUUUCGUUACAUUUGUGAAUACAGAGUUCAAUCACCGACGCUUGCUCAAAGCAGGUGCUCUUCAAUCUCUUGAACGCCUCCCUGGUUUCAGAUUUGAAACCAUCCCUGAUGGCCUCCCUCCGUCUGAUCCUGACGCCACCCAAGACAUACCUGCACUUUGUCAUGGCAUCAUAGAAAACAACAUGCUACCUCCACUUCAGACCCUUCUGUCGAAGCUCAAUGCUGGAAUCCAUCCAGUCACUUCGAUCCUCUCUGACGGUUUCAUGCCAUUCACAGCCGAUGCUGCACAUUCUCUUGGAAUUCCUAUUGUUUUGCUUUGGACAAUUGCUGCUUGUGCAUUUAUGGCAUUUUAUCAGUUCAAAAAUCUCCUUGAUAGAGGUCUUGUACCACUUAAAGAUGAGAGCUGUUUAACCAAUGGGUAUUUGGAGACCAUUGUAGACUGGAUUCCAGGUAUGCCAGAAAUUCGUCUGAGGGAUCUUCCAAGUCACAUCAGAAUUUUUGAGGCAGAUGAUUUUAUGUACAAGUUCUUUAUGGAAUGUACUCAAAGAGCAAAGAAUGCUACAGCAAUUGUAAUUCAUACCUUCGAUGAUUUGGAACAAGAACUUGUAAACGUCCUCUCAUCUAUGUUUCCCAAAGUAUACACAAUAGGCCCUCAACAGAUGCUCCUCAACCAAAUACCAUUAGAUCAGAAAGAGGGUCUGCAGAGCAUUGGAUAUAAUCUUUGGGAAGAGGAAAAAACAUGUCUUCAGUGGCUGGAUUCUAAAGAAGCUGAUUCUGUUGUUUAUGUCAACUUUGGAAGCAUAACAGUCCUGUCUGCAGAGCAGCUUAAGGAGUUUGGCUGGGGGCUUGCCAAUAGCAACUUCUGCUUCUUGUGGAUAAUCAGGCCCGACCUGAUCGUGGGUGAAUCGACAAAUAGUAAUACAUUGGGAGUUGAAUUUAUGGAUGCCAUCAAGGGCAGAGGCUUCAUAGCAAGUUGGUGUCCACAGGAAGAUGUCCUCAACCACGCGUCUGUGGGAGGCUUCUUGACGCAUGGAGGGUGGAACUCAAUUAUAGAGAGCAUAUCCGCGGGAGUGCCAAUGCUCUGUUGGCCUUUCUUUGCAGAUCAACAAAUAAACUGCAAGUUCUUGCGUGACAUAUGGGAGUGCGGACUGGAGAUUCCUAACGACGUCAGAAGAGACGAUGUGGAGAAACUUGUUCGACAAUUGAUGGAUGGAAUUGAGGGCAAGAGAAUGAGAAACAAGGCUAUCAAGUUGAAGGAAAUGGCUGAGCAGGCCUGUGCACCUAAUGGCUCAUCUUCUCUUAAUUUGGACAAACUGGUUCUUCUUCUCAAGAACUAAAAUGUACUAGAUGAAGCCAUAAACUUCCAUUUCUCUAUAUGAAUAAGGUUCUGUUUCUUCAGAUAAUAUCACCACUUCUAAAUUUGUGUGCAAUAAAACUUCAUGGAUCAGUUUUAGUGAAA